AUGGCAGUGUCUCAAGACACAAGAAAACGGUAUCCGGAUGUAUCAUUUCUAAAUUAUAAAAAUCGCAAGCGAAUUUUGAUAACUGGUGGUGCUGGAUUCGUUGGAUCGCAUUUGGUGGAUUACUUGAUGAUGCAAGGGCACGAAAUUAUUGUUGCCGAUAACUUUUUCACCGGUCGAAAGCGAAAUGUUGAACAUUGGCUUGGACAUGAAAACUUCGAAUUGAUACAUCACGACAUUGUAAACCCAUUAUUUAUCGAAGUGGACGAAAUCUAUCAUCUGGCCAGUCCAGCUUCUCCACCGCAUUACAUGUACAAUCCCGUUAAAACGAUAAAAACCAAUACCGUUGGUACAAUAAACGUACUUGGCCUAGCCAAACGUGUCGGUGCUAAAGUACUAAUAGCCAGUACAUCAGAAGUUUAUGGUGAUCCAGACGUUCAUCCACAACCAGAAUCAUAUUGGGGUCAUGUGAAUCCGAUUGGACCGCGCGCAUGUUAUGAUGAAGGAAAACGAGUCUCCGAAACACUUAGCUAUGCGUAUGCAAAACAAGAAAAUGUUAAUAUACGGGUAGCACGAAUUUUCAAUACAUAUGGACCAAGAAUGCACAUGAACGACGGACGGGUCGUAUCCAAUUUUAUACUUCAAGCACUACAAAAUGAAUCCAUUACGAUAUAUGGCAAUGGAAAACAAACGCGAUCGUUUCAAUACAUAUCGGAUCUGAUAGAUGGGCUGGUUGCACUGAUGGCAUCAAACUAUACACAACCCGUAAAUAUUGGAAAUCCCGUUGAACACACAAUUGAAGAAUUUGCGGUAAUAAUUCGUGAUUUGGUUGGUGGUAAAACUAGUAAAAUGGAAACAAUGCCAGCUGUCGAAGAUGAUCCACAACGGCGCAAGCCUGAUAUUGCACGAGCGAAAAAGUUUUUAAAUUGGGAACCACGUGUACCGCUAAAAACUGGCCUCGAUAAAACCAUUGAAUAUUUUCGAAAAGAAUUGGAACGAUCGAAUCACUCCAAUCGCAAUGUAUAUGUUCCGAUUCCGGAAAAAGAACAUGAUAUAGAAACUAAAAGUGUACCAAACAAUUCCGUUGACAAAGGUGAUGAUGUAUCUAUUGUAAACGAUAAAAAAAAGAAGCCUAACGAAAAUCACCGCACAUAAGCAUCACUUCCGAAUACAAAUGAGAUAUAUACAAAAAAAAAAAACAAAUUUAGCGAAUACCAAUGUAGAUAAUAAAUGUUAAAACAAUUGAGUUGCUUUUUUAUUCUUUUUUAUGAAAAAAGAAUUAAUCUCUAGUCUUCAUUAAUCGAAUAGAUCAAUUAGGAAAAAAAUACCAUCUUAUUAACGGUCAAUUUUCAGUGUCGAAAUUUAAAAAAAAAACAAAUCUCGUACUGUGAGAUUUAUGAUAGUUAUCAGAUUUUGAAGAUUUGUUAUUUUU
Contarinia nasturtii (swede midge) is the source of this 1429-nucleotide messenger RNA. It is a transcript of the gene Uxs, whose product is annotated as UDP-glucuronic acid decarboxylase 1. NCBI's taxonomy places the organism in Eukaryota, Metazoa, Arthropoda, Insecta, Diptera, Cecidomyiidae. Gene Ontology annotation, cellular component: cytoplasm. Gene Ontology annotation, biological process: D-xylose metabolic process. The transcript is spliced from 6 exons. Gene Ontology annotation, molecular function: NAD+ binding; UDP-glucuronate decarboxylase activity. The record is from RefSeq and is a predicted model, not a curated record. The coding region runs from base 1 to 1152 and encodes 383 amino acids.